Molecule: messenger RNA, 273 nt
Organism: Paramecium tetraurelia
Lineage: Eukaryota; Ciliophora; Oligohymenophorea; Peniculida; Parameciidae
Exons: 1
Source: RefSeq, a predicted model, not a curated record
AUGAAUAUUAAAGUAUUGAUCCUGGCCUUAUUGGUUGCUCUUAUAACAAGCUAAUAGUAUAGUAUUUCUUAAUGUGAUUGUUCCUAAUUGUUAUCAGAAGAUGAUUGCUCAAAAAAUGAUAUGAUCAAAUGUUAAUGGGAUAGCACAAAGAAGACAUGUAAAAAUUAGGAUACAACAACUAAUCCAGUUAUAAACUAUGCAAAAUAUUGUGAUAAUUUUAAAGAAAUGGAAUGGUCCAAAACAAAAACCAUGUAGCAAUUGUGGAUCUUACUC